Molecule: messenger RNA, 1321 nt
Organism: Solanum pennellii
Lineage: Eukaryota; Viridiplantae; Streptophyta; Magnoliopsida; Solanales; Solanaceae
Product: TMV resistance protein N-like
Exons: 2
Coding region: 447-1112 (221 amino acids)
Biological process (GO): signal transduction
Source: RefSeq, a predicted model, not a curated record
GCAAUUUCUCAGGUAAGGUGACGAAUUUAUAUGUCAUGAAUUAGAAGAUGAUAACAAGUUUCCUAUAGAAAAGGUAAAGUCUUUACUACUCUUUGUGGACACUAUAAAUUUGCUGGAAAUUUCUAAGAAUUUGGUCCCCUUUGAACAAUUAUCCAGCAUGUGAACUUCAUUAGAGGUUGGACCCAUUUGAUGGAUGACCGAAUCCUUGGAAGUCCUCGUAUUUCAUCUCUUCUUAUGUGAAAACUUGUUUUUAUUUGUGUUUGUUGAUGGACCCAUUCACAAUAAUGCACAAUGUGGAAAGAAGACUUCAUAUCAGACAUUGACUUAAAAUGUGAGGACAUUAUUAAUGAUAAGUUAGACCAGAUUCUGAGAAAUAAUUUUACCAAUUAGGCUUCAAAUAUUAAUCUGAGAAGUUACCUGUUAGUCUUUAGCAAUAUCCUUCAACAAUGUCUCAUGCUUCUUCUUCCAAAGUUUGCAAGUACGAUAUCUUUUUGAGUUUUAGAGGUGAGGAUACGCGUAGAACCUUUGUGAGUCAUCUCUAUAAUGCUUUGGAACAGAGAGGAAUCCAUGCUUUCAAAGACGAUGAGCGGUUGGAGGCAGGACAAUCAAUUUCUGCUGAACUUUUAAAAGCCAUAGAAGACGCCAGAUUCGCUGUCGUGGUAUUUUCAAAAAGCUAUGCAUCGUCAAGACGGUGCUUAGAGGAGCUUGCACACAUCAUAAAGUGUAAAAUGGAAUUGGAGCAGGUUGUGAUUCCAGUAUUCUAUGAUGUGAGUCCAUCAGAUGUACGCCAUCAAAAUUCCCCUUUUGCUGAUUCAUUUUUCCAACACGAGGUCAAAUACAAAGAUGAUAUGGAGAAGGUUCAAAGAUGGAGAGGUGCAUUUGCGGAGGCAGGCAAAAUAUCAGGCUAUCAUUUACUAAAUUUCAAGGAUGAGGCAGCGUGCAUCAAGAAACUAGUUGAUGACAUAUUUUCUAAGUCACUUCAAAUUAUUUCAGCUUUUCCCGGGAAGUUUAGUGGGUAUGACGUAAACCAUCAAGAACAGUUGGAAUUUUGGGUUGGAGAACCAGAAUGGUAUGAAAAGGAAGACAUGAGUGAUGCAAACGUCUGUCUAUGACUUAUUUUACAUCACAAAUUUCAAAUAUAUUUUGCUUUCUUUCUUAAAUUUCGUACCCAAACCAAACACGUAUCGUAAAAUGGUAUGGAAAGAGUAUGUGCUACAUUGUUAGUACAAUUUGUAUAUGAGGGGUUUGUAUCAAUGAUACAUGGAUGAAAUUUUUACUAAUUAUAAUGUUGCUUUUUGAGAUCAUCCGAGAUCUCAUUGGA